Planococcus citri (citrus mealybug) is the source of this 1300-nucleotide messenger RNA. It is a transcript of the gene Chd64, whose product is annotated as calponin 3. Bases 327 to 893 code for a protein of 188 amino acids. Gene Ontology annotation, molecular function: actin filament binding. Gene Ontology annotation, cellular component: actin cytoskeleton. NCBI's taxonomy places the organism in Eukaryota, Metazoa, Arthropoda, Insecta, Hemiptera, Pseudococcidae. The transcript is spliced from 4 exons. The record is from RefSeq and is a predicted model, not a curated record. Gene Ontology annotation, biological process: actin filament organization.
GCCCGUCACACCGUCAUAGCUACUCAUUGAAUACACAUAACAUAACCACGCAUCAGUAUACUCUUACUUAGAUAUUGUUACGCUGCGCGUUUGUGUGUGUGUUUAGAAAUAGUGAUACCGGCUCGCCGAGCCAGUCCCAGCUCCCAGUUCGAUACUGUUCUUUGAUCACGUUCGAUUGAUUUCAGUUUACUUUUUAAUUCUUCGAGAAUAUUUACCGAAUUCAUAAUCGUGUUCGAUUUUCGAGAUUUUCGGGAGUGUUUUGUUUCUCACUUGAUCGUCUUGUCCGUUAGUGUAUUGUUUUAGUUGUUAAAUAGUGAAUAACAAACAUGGCUUGCAACCGAGCAGCGAAAUCUGGAUUUGCAGCUGAGGCUCAACGAAAGAUUAAUAGCAAAUACAGCGAAGAAUUAGCUCAAGAAUGUUUAGAAUGGAUUCGAGAGAUUACCGAAGAACCUAUUCCAGUUUCCGGUGAUAUGGAUAAUUUUUACGCUGUUCUUAAAGAUGGAACUUUAUUAUGCAGACUGGUCAAUUGCUUGAAACCGGGUUCAGUAUCAAAGAUCAAUCAAACAACGAUGGCUUUCAAAUGUAUGGAGAAUAUUAGUUCUUUCUUAAAUGUGGCAGCUAACAUGGGCGUUCCGGCGCAAGAAACAUUCCAAACUGUAGAUUUAUGGGAAAGACAAAAUUUAAAUUCUGUCGUUACAUGCCUACAGUCAUUAGGAAGAAAGGCGCAUAAAUUCGGUAAACCGGGUAUUGGACCAAAAGAAGCCGAUAAAAACGUACGAGAAUUCUCGGAUGAACAAUUAAAAGCUGGACAAACGAUUAUUAGUCUGCAGUACGGAAGUAACAAAGGAGCGAACCAAAGCGGCAUCAAUUUUGGAAACACCAGACAUAUGUAAUGAUUUUCCAAGUUUAUGAUACUUUAUUGCGUAUAUAAUAAAGAUAUGUGAAAAAGCCAAAUCAUGAAUUAUGUACAUUUUAAAAUUUUGUAUCCAUUUGCGAGUUUUCUAUCGUGUAAAACAAACGUUUAUUUGUUGUGAAAUGUCUCUCCAGUAAAAUUUACUUAAUUAACAAAUAUUUUACGCAUUACGUGUAAAUAAGUAAUUUAUUGUGUAAUAAUAGAAAUAAUAUAUACGUUUAUUACGAAUGUAUCUUCUUGCAUAUUUAACGCUACUAUUUUGAUAAAAACGAAUACCUAGUUCUACCGAUUUUUGUGAAAAUAUUUCAAAACCUUAUGUUCAUAUUGUUGAAUUUUUUCAUCUUUUUUUUACGUAUUUCAAUAAUAACGAUUCUUUUAGUAGCGAAU